Moneuplotes crassus is the source of this 804-nucleotide messenger RNA. NCBI's taxonomy places the organism in Eukaryota, Ciliophora, Spirotrichea, Euplotida, Euplotidae. The record is from the annotation of a GenBank genome assembly.
AUUUUCUUUAAACUCCAUAUUUUUUAACUCUACAAAAUGACAACUGCACAUAAGCCAACGUGGCAUUCAGCCAAGGGAGGAAGCAACCAAGGAGGAAAUGUUAUGAUCACUCCGACAAGACAGUACUCAGCAAAAGAUUUGCCAGGUCAUCUCGAGCUUAAGACCAGAGCGAAGGAGCAAGGAAUCGAUCAUGACCUCAAUGACAUCGACCAGUUCAAGAAGGAACUGCUGCAAAGAGAGAAAAAGUACUUUGAAAAGAAAGGUGACACGGGUGAAGUUCCCCAGUCACUGGAUGAUGGCUUCAAAAUGCCCAAAAAGAGAGAAAUAAAGGAUCUCAGCAAGAAAGCAGAUGAUUUAAAUUCUCGAAAUAAGGAAUACGAGGACGAACUGAACGAGAAGGGAACUCCCUUCCCUCAAGAUGCCGAUUACCAGUCAGAAUCAGAUUCAGGAUCUUCCUCUGAUUCUGAAAGCAACUCCGCAUCAGAAGAUGACGAAGAAGAAGCUGCCCUCCUGAAGGAAUACAUCAAAAUCAAGAAGGAGAAGGAGGAAGCUGAGAAGAAGAAACUCGAAGAAAAAGCCAAGGCUAAGGAAGAAGAGGAAAAUAAAGAGCUCAUGCACGAGAAUCCGCUGUUUAAUAAAGAAGCUGAUGAGAACGAAGGUGUUUACACCUUGCAGAGAAAAUGGUAUGAUGAGACGGUCUUCAAGAACCAGGCUAGGAUCCAGAAAAAGGAGAAGAAGAGGUUCAUCAAUGAUACUGUUAGAAGUGACUUCCACAGAAACUUUAUGAAUAGAUUUAUUCAAUAA